UGGCGGCGUUGUUGUGCGCUUAAACCCUUGUUGCAAUUUACCGCUAACAGCGUUAUUUUCUGCAAGGAAAAUUGUCAAAAUGGUAGAAAAAAUAGUGAGAGAGCUAUUUUACCUAUUACUUGUCUGCGCUUCUUAUAGAUAUUGCUAAUUUAUCGACAAUUUCCUAUCUAAAAGCUUGCGCUCCUACUUCAGUCUGAGUAAAGUGGACCACAAACAUGCUUUGACAAUGUUGGUGAGAAGUGUACUUAAGGCACUAAGGGGUCAUCAUCAUCUUCGAUUGACGAAUACCUACAUUAGAUCACAAAACUGUAGUUUUGAUGCGUUGAGUCCUUGUGUGUAUGUCAAAAACCUUCAGUCACAAAAUCUGAUAGACAAGUGGAUCUAUCGCUUAAAGAAAGAACGUGUGCCCGAAGCAGAAUUAUCGGUGAAGUUCAUCACAGAACAUGUCCUUGGCAAGGACAGAGCAGGGGUUUCUGGUGUCAAAGAAAACAGCCAGAAUUUAACAAGAGAAGAGAUCAAGAAAAUUAAUAAACUGUGUCGUCAGAGAUUACAAAGAGUUCCUGUUCAGUAUAUUAUUGGUGAAUGGGAAUUUCGCCAUUUGACAUUGUCAAUGGAACCACCUGUUUUCAUUCCAAGACCAGAGACUGAGGAACUAAUUGAUUUGGUGGCCGAACAUCAUGUUCAUGAUGAAACUGAAGGUGGUUCCUUCUCAUUCUUGGAAAUUGGGUGUGGAAGUGGAGCCAUAUGUUUGUCUAUAUUGACUGAGUUUUCCGAGGCUACAUGUGUAGCCAUUGACAAGAAUAAAGCGGCAGUUAACCUAACAAGGCACAAUGCAAACAGAUGCAAUGUAAGUGACAGGAUAGAAUUGCAUCAUGCCGAUGUUCAAUCUGUCCUACCGUUACUUGGGUCAAGAAAGUUCGAUGUCAUUAUCAGCAAUCCUCCUUAUAUUCCCUUAAAAGACAUGGCUCUGUUACAACCUGAAAUCUCCAGAUAUGAAGAUGAACAUGCUCUAUGCGGUGGACCUGAUGGGUUGGAUGUUGUUAAAGACAUUUUACGUGUAUCACCGAUGCUACUAAAGCCUACAAGACGUAGCUCGGUAUGGUUAGAGGUGGACAUUUCUCAUCCUACGUUGAUCGAUGAAUGGAUCAGUGGCAACGAUCUUGGGUUGAAAUACUCCGCAACUUUUAACGACUUCACACGAAGGCCAAGAUUUUGUCAUAUCACCCGAAAAUAACCAACUGCGUUACACUGCAACACGUGUCAAGGCCAGCGGUUUACUUUGUAAACUGGGCUGCUGGUGUUGGUUUUGAAACGGAAUGAGUUUACGGAUAGAAGAGUUCGCCCAGUUCAGCUCGGUGUGUCAUGAAACGUACGUUUAUGAACAUGGAGGAAGAGCGAAACACGUCUUUGCAAGUAUUAACCAAGGCAGAGGUGAAAGUCAGACAUUGGUCAUUCAAUCUAGCACGUUCCGUAAUGGUUUGACCCUUUUCACCCUAGCAUCAGUAUGCAUAUUCUCCAUACUGUUCUCUAUAAAUUUCCUAAGGUGCUGACAAGGAGAAUUUGUUUAACAAUCAAGAGCUUCUUUGGGUGGUAAUCAGCAUCUUUUCCUUGUGACCUUAACGUGUGAUACAAGGGUGAUAUUUUGAAUUAGAUGCUAGUCACUCAUUGGUAUUAAAAAUAAAGCGCAUUACGAAUGCGUCGCUGUUCCAAACUCGAAAAUAUCACAACAGUUCUUCAGACCUAAGGAGUAAAUAACAAGGAACCAAUGAAAAGUGGAAGUACAAAGGAAAUUAUUGUCUGAAGUGCAGAAACGCAACUUCCGAUGUAUAACUCUUGAUUGCUUUAAGUUUGAAUCUGAUUGGUUAGGAGGAUAGGGUGCCUUUUUUUUAGACCAAUCACAGAGCGAGGUAGGUAAAAAGCGAUCACAUUCCCAGAUUACUUUCGAGACUCAAUGGAAAUAACUGUGGUUAACUCGUCCUAAGAGUAGCAGAUGAUGAGAUAAGUGCCUGCUUUUAUGAUUAAUGAGAUAAGAGUUUGCUGAUGUGAUUAAAUCGACUAACUAAUUAGUUGUGAGAAACAGUUUGUGGCUGGCAUGACGCAGGGUUUCGUGUCGGUCGUAAGAGACACAUCAGAUACCAGUCGGAAUUUUCGUGUAAUCUUGGUGAGAAUCACGCUCAAAUUCCCGUUUAAAGAGUUCUAGAUGUUUACAGUCUGGCCCUCUAUCACAGAAUGGAUUCCCAUCCGUACAUUUACGAGGUACAUCUUAAUAACCAAAAAAAUUGCCAAUUACCUCUUAUAGGCUGUUCAGAUACUGUAAAGAUAAAUUAGAUGCUAGUCACUCUAACGUGUUAACCGUAGGAUCCGAUUGUCAAAUCUCCCUUCCAGCAGCUACAUAUUUUCCUUUAAAUUAGUUACAAGAAUUUGGUGUUAGAUCAAAAUAGCAACUUCUACCCGAUAAGUUUGAGUAUUCUCGUGACCUUUUUGCUGGAUAAUGUAUGGAUAUUAUAGGGAGAAGUUAGUUGUUAAUCACUUGUAGGAGUUAAAGGUUAAAUGGUAAGUCAUGUCACCCUUAAAUUUCUCUUUCUUUCUGUUGGUCCUUAGUUCAGUAUACUAUAAAUAUAGAGAGACUCGGCAUAUUGAAGUUUUUUCCUCCUAUAUCGAGCGAAAUCAAUCAAUCAAACAAACUUUAUUUAAAGAGGGUAACACCUAAUAGUGAACCAACUAAUAAACUUGUGGCCCUCUUAAUUAACCCUUUACAGCCUAACAUCAGUAUGCAUAUUCUCCAUACUGUUCUCGAUACGUUUCUUUAGGUGCUGACAAGGAGAAUUUGUUUAC
Pocillopora verrucosa is the source of this 2835-nucleotide messenger RNA. The record is from RefSeq and is a predicted model, not a curated record. NCBI's taxonomy places the organism in Eukaryota, Metazoa, Cnidaria, Anthozoa, Scleractinia, Pocilloporidae.